AAUCAUGUCAUCUCUGGUCGUGAAUUGAAAAUGUUUUUCGUAUCAUAUUAUCUGUGUUUUGAGCGCAUGUUUGGUGGGGAACGGCAGGUGUAGGAGGAACGGGAGUAUUGAAUAUCUGGUCCGCAAGCAAACCAUACGACUGUGCGAUGAUGUCCGACAGGAAACCAGUGCCGGCCAGUCGUGUCCGCACUCAAGCCACGCACCCAUCGAUGGCUGUCAUCCCGGAUGUGCGCGAAGACGAGGAGCAGUCCGUCAAAAUGCAAGAGAUGAUCAACUUAUUGGUCGCCGGCGGCUAUUUCAGGGCCAGAAUCAAAGGACUCAACAAUUUUGACAAAUCUCUCAUUUGUCUGUUCUGUUCAUCACUUGAACUCUUCAUUUGUGUCGAUCACGAGGUGGUGGGAGGCAUGAGUUGGGCCAUCGAGAUGUCUAACGUGGACCUCGACGUCGAUAUACUAUUCCAGGAGAGUCUCACUAUCGGUCAGAAGAUGUGGGUUCAGUACCACUUAAAAGCUCUGACCGAAAAGAUAGUGCGAGUCCUGCAGACCAUGUCGUGUCCGCAUAAGAUAGAGCCCCAUCAGAUCCAGGGCAUGGAUUGUAUUCAUAUAUUCCCCGUCAUCCAAUGGUUGGUUAAGAAGUCCAUUGAGACGAGACAACAGAUGAGUGAAUACCUGAAGAAUUACGCGAACUGGCAGUUCAAUCGGUGCCAUACUGUCCACACAGACACAGACCAAUCGUCCACAAUUACAUCACCCGAUGAUGUAAGGCAUCCCAAACGCAAAUACAGACACCCGGCACGACAUAAACUGGUUGAACCUGAUGUUAGAGUGCGGACCACACUUCUUGAGUACGGAUACUUUGACACCAAAAGUACUGGUGAUAGCACUUCCAGCGCUCCGAAGACUAGUGAACCAAAUAGUGAGCAAAAGGACUCGGAUUCGCGAUUAAACGAUUCGCUAAUGAAUUCAAUGCAAACGGAAUCCAACAAAAUAUCGGCCGCUUUUGUGGGCGCUAUAGUCGGCGCACAAUCCGAUGAAAUACAAAAGUUGGCCGAAGAGUACAACCGAAAGAGAUUAGAGAGAGAAGAGAAUAGUAUUGAACGUAAGGAACGGGAGCUCAAGAGUCGUGUGGAGGCGGCGAAGAAGGAGUUGUCGGCCGCCAAACAAAAGGAAUCCGAAAUUAGAGAUAAAAUUCAGUUAUUUAGACAACGAAUUGAAAUUGUGAGACAAAAACAGGAAUCGUUUGAACCCAAAGACAAUGAGAGAGUGGAGGAGAGGGAGGAGAAGAAGAAUUUGAGUCACAUUUUGGAUGCGCUUAAGAAACAGAAGACAGAAUUCAAACAGUUUUGUAGAGAAGAGAAACAGAGAUUAGAGAAACAAAUCGAGGAGUUGUCUAAUCAGACGACAGACACCGAAGACGAGACUGAAGUGGAAACUGAAGUACAAACCUAUGAGGAGAAGCACUCGAAGUAUAAGAAACAGUUGGCAGACCUUAAUAAGAAUGUGUCCAAAAUUCAACGCAAGUUCGAUGACAUCCCAACCCGAGCUGAGCUCUCGCAGUACCAGAAGAGAUUCAUUGAGUUAUAUAAUCAGGUGGCCGCAAAACAUAACGAAACGAAAAAGUUUUAUACGCUUUACAACACAUUAGACGACGAGAGGAUGUAUUUGGAAAAAGAGCUCAAUUUGAUUGGCUCUAUAUUAGACAACUUCUAUCAAGCUCAAAACUCAAAUAAUGUAAGAGAAGAAUAUUUACUACAAUUCGAGCAAAUCGUGGAGAAUAUAAAGCAAACAAAACUCAAAGUAGAGAACAGAAGGGUUACGGAGAAAGCAAAACGAGACCAAUUGAAUGACUCUUAUUUGGAGUUAAUUGAAAAGCAACGACUCUAUUAUAAAGGAGUCAAAGAUUUUAAAGAGGAAUGUAAAACCAAUGAAAGACUUAUCGCUGAACUCGAGAAUAGAAAAUCCAAGAAUAAACAAUAG
Oppiella nova is the source of this 1976-nucleotide messenger RNA. The record is from the annotation of a GenBank genome assembly. NCBI's taxonomy places the organism in Eukaryota, Metazoa, Arthropoda, Arachnida, Sarcoptiformes, Oppiidae.